Molecule: messenger RNA, 3336 nt
Organism: Diversispora eburnea
Lineage: Eukaryota; Fungi; Glomeromycota; Glomeromycetes; Diversisporales; Diversisporaceae
Source: the annotation of a GenBank genome assembly
AUGUCACCUAAAGAAAGUUGGGAAAAAUAUGAAAAACCGAUUGAGGACAAAGAAGAAGAAAAAAUUGUUGCCCUUGACGAAGGUGAUAUUGCACUAUUAAAGACAUAUGGUCAAGGACCAUAUGCAAAUGAUUUGAAGAAAAUUGAUAGCGAUAUUAAAGAUAUACAAAAAAGGAUAAAUGAAAAAAUAGGCAAGUUUAACAAAAAGGAAUGUAUCAAAGAAUCAGAUACUGGUCUUGCACCCCCAAAUCUUUGGGAUAUUCCGGCAGAUAAACAAAGAAUGCAAGAAGAACAACCUUUACAGGUUGCCCGUUGUACUAAAAUAAUUCAAGCCGGUGAAGGCGAAGAAUCAAAAUAUGUUAUAAAUGUAAAACAAAUUGCCAAAUUUGUGGUCGCUUUAGGUGAACGUGUUUCACCGACUGACAUUGAAGAAGGAAUGCGGGUUGGAGUCGACCGUAAUAAAUAUCAAAUUCAAAUUCCAUUACCACCUAAAAUUGAUCCUUCAGUAACAAUGAUGCAAGUAGAGGAAAAACCGGAUGUCACUUAUAGUGAUGUUGGUGGAUGUAAAGAACAAAUUGAAAAGCUCCGAGAAGUGGUCGAAUUACCAUUGCUUCAACCCGAAAGAUUUGUCAAUCUCGGUAUCGAUCCUCCUAAGGGGGUUUUAUUAUAUGGACCUCCAGGAACUGGAAAAACGCUUUGUGCACGUGCAGUUGCAAAUCGUACCGAUGCGACAUUCAUUCGUGUUAUUGGAUCAGAACUUGUGCAAAAAUAUGUAGGUGAAGGUGCACGUAUGGUCCGUGAAUUAUUUGAAAUGGCACGUGCACGUUAUGACGAUGGUGCCGGAGGUGAUAACGAAGUACAAAGAACCAUGUUAGAAUUAAUUAAUCAAUUAGAUGGUUUUGAUCCACGAGGAAAUAUUAAAGUUUUAAUGGCUACUAAUCGUCCUGAUACUUUGGAUCCAGCACUUUUGCGUCCGGGACGAUUAGACCGUAAAGUCGAGUUUUCUCUUCCAGAACUAGAGGGUCGUACACAUAUAUUAAAAAUUCAUGCAAAAAGUAUGUCAGUUGAACGUGAUAUUCGGUAUGAAUUAAUUGCUCGACUUUGUCCAAAUAGUACUGGUGCUGAAUUGCGAAGUGUAUGUACUGAAGCCGGAAUGUUUGCGAUUCGAUCAAGGAGAAAGGUUGCGACUGAGAAAGAUUUCCUAGAAGCUGUAAAUAAAGUCAUCAAAAAAUCGAAGCUUAAAGUUGGAAAAAAGAAACAAAAACCUACAAAUUUCACAGAUACUUCAUUUAAGUCAAAAUAUAAAUCUAAUGAAAUAACAAAUUCUCGAAAUUUAACAUUAAAUGAUCUUAUAAUUCAAUUAAAGCAUUAUAAUUCAGGAGUUAGAAAAGAUGCUAUUCAGGGUCUCAAGGACUUUCUCUACAAACAUCCGCACAUAUUGACCGAAUCUUUAUCUGUAAUAAUAAAUUCACUUGCACGAUUACUCAUUGAUGAUGAAAAAAUUGUUAGGAAAACUUUGUUAUCAUUCUUCAAGGAAUUUAUGCCAAAUGUACAAAAAUCAGAUCUGAAACCUUUUAUUCCUCUCCUUAUUAUAUUUACUUGUUCUGCUAUGACACAUAUAUAUGAAGAUAUAAGGAUAGAUGCAAUAAAAUUUAUGGAAAUAUGGACAACAGUAGCACCUGAUGUGGUGGUGAAUGGAUUUUGGCAAAAAGUCAUACAAAAUUAUAUCACGUUAUUAAAUUCUAAAUCAAAUUCAUCCUCCAGCACAAAUUUUGUCUCUGGUUUAAUAGAGCAAUCUACCAUCAAUGCACAAUUUCAAUUUUGGUCUCACGAUACAAGAACUCAAAUAUUGUCUAGUUUUUAUAAACUUCUAAAAAUUGGAUUAACAAUUGAUCAUUCAACUACGAAACCCAUUCACGAUUUGAGACAAACUACUUUGGUUAAUUGGACAGAUCUUCAUGGAGAAGUAGAAAUUUCCCCUCUACAUCCGUUAACAUCCUCUCUUCUACCAUUCUUAUCAAUAUCGUACACGGAAUACAAUUCCACUCAAUUAAAAUUAUUUAAUUCGACAUCAACAGAAAUUAAUCAAGACAAUAUUUAUUUGGGAAAAGAUAAUAAAAUCUUUGAUCAUGAUUCUACGACUUUACACGGUCGUAUCGCUAGUGCAAAGGAUAUAUUGAACAUUUUACAUCCUGUACUUAUUUCCCUAUGGUUAGAUACAGUACCAUCGGUUUUUAGUACAAUUGAUUCUUUGACUUAUAAAAUGCUUCCAACGUUACAAAUUAUUCAUUUGAUAUUGAAAAUAAUGAAUUUGUUGUGGCGUUCUUAUCUAUCUAAUGUUAUUAAAAAUCAGAAUAAUAGUGAGGAUAGACAAAUGAUUGAAGUGAAUUUAAAACAGUUGAUUAAAUAUAUUGUCGUUUAUUUUCCGUUUGGCUCUAAAUCGGAGAGUACGCUGGAUUCAAAAAUUGAACCUAUUCUAAAAGGAACGAAUAUAAUAUUUUGUGAAAUUGUGACUUUGUAUAUGUUUUAUACAACAUUGUCGUUUUCUAGCAAAGUAAAUUUCAAGUUAAAUAAUGAUAGUAAUGAUGAUUUAAUCGAACAAAAAUCUACUCAAACGCAUAAUGAUAAAAAACGGAAGCAAGAUAAUAAACAAGAUAAGGAUUCCGAAUCAAAUGAUAUAUGGAUUGACCAAAUUUUUAAUUAUGUUAUCUCUUUUUUGGGAUUUGAGCGAAAUUACAAAGGAAAUAAAAAAGGAAAUUAUAAUACCAAAACACUCAAACCCGAUACAAAACCCGAAAAUUUAAGAGCAAUUUUAUUUACUAUACGGAUCUUACUCAAGUGUUUGGGUCAGGAAGAACGAGAAAUUCUUUUUGAAGCAAUUUUAGAUUAUUCCAAAAAAUGUCAUGUUCAUUCAACCACAAAAAGGAUAUGCAUAAAUUUUAUAUCAGAAAUAUUAAUAUCAAAUAAUUAUAAUUUUACAUACUAUAAUGGUUCUUUAAAUAAUAUGCAAGUUGACUCUUCGUUGGACACAUCAUUGCAAAUUUGGGCUUUGGGUUUACCAAAUUUAUUAAAGGAAUUGAAAAUUAAUAGCCUUGAAACUACCAAGUUAUUAUCCAGAAAUAAAAUUAUUAAUUUAAAAAUAUUUAUAGAACCUUUAUUUGGAUCAUUUAUUUCAUUACCACAAGAUCUUCAACUUCAAGCUAUAGAAUUUUUAUAUCAUUGUCCCAGAAUUACCGAUAAAAUGAAAUUUGCAUUAAAUAAAGUUUUCGAUGAUAAAACUCCAUUGAUUAUUAAGAAUUAUGUAGAAAUAUUAUCGGAAAAAUUUUUAUUGAAUUAA